This is a messenger RNA of Xyrauchen texanus (razorback sucker), 972 nucleotides long. It is a transcript of the gene tspan13b, whose product is annotated as tetraspanin 13b. The record is from RefSeq and is a predicted model, not a curated record. Gene Ontology annotation, cellular component: membrane. Bases 161 to 772 code for a protein of 203 amino acids. NCBI's taxonomy places the organism in Eukaryota, Metazoa, Chordata, Actinopteri, Cypriniformes, Catostomidae. The transcript has 6 exons.
GUUAACUGUGAAUGGAUCUGAACUACACGCGUCUUAUAUUCUCGUUGCUUAACAACAGUUUCUUCUCUUACAUUGUUUGAUUUGCUUUUAAUGUAACUAAUAUUCCCAGACAUAUACACUUACACAACUGAAAGCGUUUGUCGUGAACAAAACAAUCAAGAUGGUCUGCGCUGGAUUCACCUGCUCCAAGAAUUCCCUGUGCGCGCUCAACAUCCUCUAUGUUAUGGUGAGUUUGCUGAUGAUUGGCAUUGCUGCCUGGGGCAAAUGUUUUGGGCUGGUGUCGAGCUUUCAAGUGGUGGGCGGCAUCAUCGGUGUGGGAGUCUUUCUGUUCUUUGUUGCCCUUGCUGGACUUAUUGGUGCCAUAAAGCACCACCAGGUUCUGCUGUUCUUUUACAUGAUAAUCCUGUCUCUGGUGUUUGUAGUUCAGUUCUCAGUAUCCAGUGCGUGUUUGGCUAUUAAUGAAGACCAGCAGAAUCACCUGUUGGAGGUGGGCUGGAAUAAUUCACUGACCACUCAGAGGGACGUGGAGAAGACCUUGAACUGCUGUGGCUUCUCUCAUAUGGAUAUCAAUGGAAGCUGUAAUGCUCCCUGCUUUCAUUAUAACACGUGCACCACAUGUGCAGCAAAGAUCCAGGAGCACGCUGGCGAAGUGCUGCGCUUCGUUGGAGGAAUUGGACUCUUCUUCAGCUUCACUGAGAUCCUGGGCGUUUGGCUGACAUACAGGUACAGAAACCAAAAGGACCCGCGGGCGAAUCCCAGUGCUUUCCUGUAACCUCUCCAGGUUCGAUUCUCAUGACGACUUCACUUGAUUUGUCCUGAGCACUUGUCUAACUGCUGGAAUUCUUAUUGGAGCUUUGUUUAAGGAGAGUGUGUUUUUGCUUUUACUGAAGAGGAGAUCAGCCUGUGUGUUUGUGCUGCUAUAUAUAUAUAUAUAUAUAUAUAUAUAUAUAUAUAUAUAUAUAUAUGCUUUUG